Chiloscyllium plagiosum (whitespotted bambooshark) is the source of this 2657-nucleotide messenger RNA. The record is from RefSeq and is a predicted model, not a curated record. NCBI's taxonomy places the organism in Eukaryota, Metazoa, Chordata, Chondrichthyes, Orectolobiformes, Hemiscylliidae.
GCUGUGCUUGAACUCUAUAACUGAAGGUUUUGGGGUUGGGGAAUAUUUUUGUUGUCAUUGAGUUAAAAUCAGUAAUGUCACAAACCCCAAACUGAGCUGCUGUUUUCAAUUCUCUUUUGAGGAUAAGAUGAGCCCCUGAUGACUCAGCACCAAAUGGCCUCGAAAACAACUGACACCAUAACGUGGUACCAGAGAAAGAUUGGAGCAUAUGAUCAGCAGAUCUGGGAAAGGUCCAUUGAGCAAACUGAGAUUAAGGGACUGCGAAGCCGGCCAAAGAAAACAGGCCGGAUAAAGGUUGACCUGAUAGAUGUCGACCUUGUCAGAGGGUCAACAUUCGUCAAAGCCAAACCAGAGAGUCCCUGGACCUCUCUCACUCGGAAGGGAAUAGUGCGAGUUUUGUUUUUCCCAUUUUUCUAUCGAUGGUGGAUCCAGGUAACCUCACUGGGUACCUUCACAUGGCUACUGGCUCUCUACCUCUUGGAAGUGAUGUCGAUUGGUCUGUAUUUGCUGGUGCCUGUCUUGUAUCUCAGUGAGAUUGUGAGCCCGAUGGUUCUGAUGCUGCUGCUGGGGACUGUUCACUGCCAGAUCGUCUCCACACAGCGAAACACCCCAUCACCCACAAACGGAAGCAGAUGCAGGAGGGCAACGCAGGCAAGAACCCUAUCGAGGAAAGUUGGACGUUGCAACUCAGGCUCUGGGUCCAACCCUGGGAGAGGUGCUCACUGUCGAACGAGGAGCCGUGUCUCUGAUGAGAAUUCCAGUGAGGAUACGGAGAGCCAGUCACGACGGCUAUUACUUCAGCAAAGCAGAGAAGUCACUUUGAACAACUUCACUUUACACCUCAGAAAGAAAACCCAGGUCCAAACUCUGGGGACAGCAAAGAGUGGAGAAAUCAUUCCAAGAUGGGAGAUUCCAAGACGAGACUCGGACAGUUUAGUGGACUCUGAGGUUGAAUCGACAGCCCCGACUCAGAACAGUUCCAAGUCCUACAUGACCUUCAGCUCCCUGACCUGUGACAGGUCACAGCCAGCAUCAGAGAGCAGCCAGCACGGUUCCGAGACAGAGGACAUGUUGUGGGAUGACCUCCUCAAUGGACCCCGGUGCCAUUCCUCUUACUCCAGUGAGAGUGAGUGUGAGGGCGUACACAGACCGACUCGGUCCAAGAAGACCCCAACAGAGGAGGCAAACCAACAGAACCACUUACAAUGGCUGUACAGCAGCAGCACAGCCUCCCAGCGGGUCAGUGCUAUCGUCUGGGAAGGGAACGACUGUAAAAAGUUUGAUAUGUCAGUUCUGGAGAUCAGUGAAAUGAUUAUGAAGAAGGCCAGUACCUUUGAGCAGGAGAAUGGUUACCGCAUCCUGGGAUAUUUGGUGACAACGAUCCUUACCUUGCUGCCCUUCGCAUUCCGCCUUUUCCAACACAAGGACGUUGAGCAGCUGGCGUCGUCUUCUGUCUCGGAGUUCCUGACAGUUGCCUGUGGUACAAGUCCUGAUGGACUGCUGCUCAGCCUGGUGCUCAUUAAUGUUAUGGAACGGUUCUGUCUGACAUGGAUGGUUUUCUUCAUUCUCUGCGUGGCAGAGAAAACAUACAAACAGCGAUUCCUAUUUGCCAAGCUCUUCAGCCAUCUGACAUCAGCGAGGAAGGCUCGUAAGUCUGAGAUCCCUCAUUUUAGGCUGAAGAAGGUGCAGAACAUUAAGAUGUGGCUGUCACUGCGUUCCUACCUGAAGAGGCGGGGCCCACAACGCUCGGUUGAUGUCAUUGUUUCAUCAGCGUUCUUACUCACUCUGUCCAUCGCUUUCAUCUGCUGUGCCCAGAUCCUUCAUGGCCACAUGAGCUUUCUGGAUUCUCUGUAUAACUGGGAGCUACUGAUCUGGGGAGCAGCCCUGGCCAUUUUCCUGCUAAGGUUGGUCACACUGGGCUCAGAGAUCAGCAGGAAAUACAAUAAUGUCUCCAUCUUGCUCACAGAACAGAUCAACUUGUAUUUAAAAAUGGAAAUGAAACCCAACAAGAAGGAACAGCUCUCCAUCGUGAACAAUGUGCUAAAACUUGCCACAAAAUUACUGAAGGAGUUGGACUCUCCAUUCCGGGUGUACGGACUGACUAUGAACCCUCUGCUGUACAACAUUACACGGGUCGUCAUUCUGUCAGCAGUGUCUGGAGUCAUCAGUGACCUGCUGGGCUUCAACCUCAGGCUGUGGAAGAUUAAAUGACCUUGGGCUUUGACUGGAGUCACAAGAAAAGGAGGCUGAAGAAAUGUGUGCAUACAGAUGGGAGACUGUCAAAUCUGCUGGGGAGUGUGGAAUGGGGAGGUUCUCCUAUUGAACUGCAUGGGUCAUGGCCCCCUGGACAACAGAGAGGGAGACACCAGGGCAGGAACAGUCAAGUAAGCUCAAGGGAGCCAUUUAGUAUUUUUUUCUUCUUCUACUGUCACCAGCCUUCUCCCUAGCAGAUGCUACAAACAGUAACACAGAAACAAUUGCAACAGAUCAGAGUAAAUGAAUGUGGUUGCAGAACAUCUCUCAGUUGUUUAAAUUCGAUUAUAUUUCAGUCUUUUCUCUGGUUCUGAUGAAAGAUGGUCUCAACCUGAAUCAUGAACAGCUUUUCUCUGCUCCUUGCUGGUACCUGACGACUUGAUUUCCAGCGUUUUGUUUUUUUU